Pomacea canaliculata is the source of this 1322-nucleotide messenger RNA. Its product is annotated as protein canopy homolog 2-like. Bases 342 to 1037 code for a protein of 231 amino acids. NCBI's taxonomy places the organism in Eukaryota, Metazoa, Mollusca, Gastropoda, Architaenioglossa, Ampullariidae. Gene Ontology annotation, cellular component: endoplasmic reticulum. The transcript has 6 exons. The record is from RefSeq and is a predicted model, not a curated record.
AUGUAGUAUGUUGAAGAUAGGUAUGAAAAUGUGCACAUUAAAUGUAGCAUUCUUGGACAACUUUUAGUGCAAAUGUAAAAUCUUUAGUCUUCACGGUAUUUCGGGGGAUUGUUACCAGUGAUAUAAUAUAUCAUAUAUAUUGAUAAAUAAUAUUAUUAAAUCAAGACUGCUGUUACUGCGGGAUGAAAGUGCUACUUAAUAACAGCUACUUCGGCUGUCAACACGUGGUUUAUCGAGUAGCAGACGUCUCUGUUAUGAGCGACGAAUAGCGGCUAAAGUGUCUGUGACAUUUUUAUAGGAAAGUCAAUAAGUCAGGGACUAGUGAGGAUCUAACAGAAAAGAUGAAGCAGUCUCCUGUAUUUGCUGUUUUCCGGAUGUUUCUGCUAGGUCUUACGAUUUUGGUGCAAGUGUCUGCAAGAAAAGAUGAGGCCCUUUUUUGUGCAGUUUGCCGUGCACUUGUGGAAGAAGUUAAUGUAAAAAUUGAAAACGCAGAUCCAGACAAGACAAUCAAAGUGGGCAGCUUUCGUGUGGACUCCAAGGGCAACCAGAAACUUGCUGAUGUGAAAUAUGCCCGCUCAGACCUUCACUUAACAGAAAUAUUUGACUCUGUGUGUGAAACAAUGUCAGAUUAUAUUGUAAUUUUAGAAGAUGAUGGCACACAUAGCGUGGUGAGAAGAAGGGACUCUUCAGGAAUUCCACUGUCACUUAGAAAUAUCAAAUACAUAUCAGACAAAGAGGCACUUCUUCAGUUUUAUUGUGACACAAUAGUAGAAGAAUAUGAAGAUCAGCUGGUUUCUCUCUUUACUGAAGAGAAUACUUCAACAAUUCAGAAGACUGUGUGUGUGGAUGAAACACGUGCCUGUACAGAGCAGCAACUGUCUCGUCCACUUCAACGUCUACCUCCAGAAGACGGGGACUCUUAUUCAAAGAAAGGAGAGGAUAGCGUUGGUGACAAAAAUGCAGAUCUCACUCUACCCACUGAAAACUCAGACACAACAGAGGCUCAAGAAGAAAAUGAUCUGAAAAGUGAAUUAUGACAGCCUCUACUAGGUUAUUUUGUUAUCGUUUCUAAUUAAGAAAUAAAUUGUCAAUUUCUAGUUAUAUAUUAUACCCCACUGAAUUUACACAAAAGAAAGUAAGUGAAUGUGAUAGGUGCAGUAAAAUGCAUGAUCACACUGGAGUGAAUGUGAAUGUGAAAGAUUCAGUGAAAUGUAUGUACACAAGUAAGUGAAUAUGAAGGUGCAAUGAAGUUUAUUUUAAAAUUCGGAGAAAAAUGUGAAGUAAAGGUUUUAUUUUCCUUUAAAAGGAAGUGUUGUGUGCUC